Messenger RNA from Eutrema salsugineum, 1540 nucleotides. Its product is annotated as ATP synthase gamma chain 1, chloroplastic. NCBI's taxonomy places the organism in Eukaryota, Viridiplantae, Streptophyta, Magnoliopsida, Brassicales, Brassicaceae. Gene Ontology annotation, cellular component: chloroplast thylakoid membrane. The transcript has a single exon. Gene Ontology annotation, molecular function: proton-transporting ATP synthase activity, rotational mechanism. Gene Ontology annotation, biological process: proton motive force-driven ATP synthesis. The record is from RefSeq and is a predicted model, not a curated record. Bases 139 to 1263 code for a protein of 374 amino acids.
UCAUUCCUUUCUUCUUUCUACAAUCAAAGAACAGAGAUAAGGUUAAAGCCAAAAACUCUGUCUGAACAAACAACAAAAACAAACAAAAAAAAAAAGGAAGAAAAAAGCUUCUCUUCUCUCUCGCCAAGAUCAAGAACAAUGGCUUGCACUAAUCUAACAACAAUGUGGGUUUCGUCAAAACCAUCUCUUUCUGAUUCCUCUUCCUUAUCCUUCCGAUCUGUUCUCAACCCACUUCCUCUCCCAAAUCACAACUCAUCUCCAUCAAGAUCUUCCUCUGUUUCUCCAAUCCAAUCGUCUCUUCGUGAGCUCAGAGACAGAAUCGAUUCAGUCAAAAACACUCAGAAGAUCACCGAAGCAAUGAAGCUCGUCGCUGCAGCAAAAGUCAGGAGAGCACAAGAAGCUGUCGUCAAUGGCCGACCAUUCUCAGAAACCCUAGUUGAGGUUCUCUACAACAUCAACGAACAGCUUCAAACCGAUGACAUCGAUGUGCCCUUAACCAAAGUCAGACCGGUUAAGAAAGUGGCCCUCGUUGUCGUAACCGGAGAUCGAGGAUUAUGCGGGGGAUUCAACAAUUUCAUCAUCAAGAAAGCAGAGGCAAGGAUCAAAGAGCUUAAAGGCCUUGGUCUUGAUUACACAGUGAUUAGCGUGGGGAAGAAGGGAAACUCGUAUUUCCUCCGUCGUCCGUACAUCCCCGUCGACAAAUACCUCGAAGCCGGGACUUUACCGACGGCGAAAGAAGCUCAAGCCGUGGCUGAUGAUGUCUUCUCUCUGUUCAUAAGCGAAGAAGUCGAUAAAGUCGAGCUCUUGUACACAAAGUUUGUGUCUUUGGUCAAAUCAGAACCCGUGAUCCACACGUUAUUGCCCCUGUCUCCUAAAGGAGAGAUCUGUGACAUCAACGGCAACUGUGUGGAUGCUGCGGAAGACGAAUUGUUCAGGUUAACGACGAAAGAAGGGAAACUGACCGUUGAAAGAGAGACUUUCCGGACAGCAACUGCUGAUUUCUCUCCGAUCUUGCAGUUCGAGCAAGAUCCUGUUCAGAUUCUUGAUGCUUUGUUGCCUCUGUAUCUUAACAGUCAGAUUCUUAGGGCUUUACAGGAGUCGUUGGCUAGUGAGCUCGCUGCUAGAAUGAGUGCAAUGAGUAGUGCUUCGGAUAAUGCUUCGGAUCUUAAGAAAUCGCUUUCGAUGGUGUACAAUAGAAAGCGUCAAGCUAAGAUUACUGGUGAGAUUCUUGAGAUUGUUGCUGGAGCUAAUGCACAGGCUUGAUUUGUUUGGAACCUCUUUGAUCAUCUUUGAUAUAUGGCAGACUCUCUUUUUUUAUUUCGUUUUCGUUCGUAUAAUGUAUAAUGAUCUAGAACUCGUUAUGAUCCUUUCUUUAUUAUCAUGGAAUUACAAAACAUAAUGCGGUGCGGAUAUGUAUUUAUUUUGGCCUGUCAUUGGAUAAAGUAUAAGAAAUCUUCGUUGAAGAUUUUAAGAUUUCUGGUUGUGAAUGAGGAGCUUUUGGAGGAUCCUUUGAAGGAAUAAGAUUUGUUUUUGUACUCAA